Molecule: messenger RNA, 3059 nt
Organism: Acipenser ruthenus (sterlet)
Lineage: Eukaryota; Metazoa; Chordata; Actinopteri; Acipenseriformes; Acipenseridae
Product: mitochondrial dynamics protein MID49-like
Exons: 4
Coding region: 702-2084 (460 amino acids)
Biological process (GO): mitochondrion organization; positive regulation of mitochondrial fission
Cellular component (GO): mitochondrial outer membrane
Source: RefSeq, a predicted model, not a curated record
GACAUUUUGGACAUUUUUUUUUUAAUCGCGGAAACAGCUUAAUUGACUACUCCAGCAAUCGACAUGUACCGCUGUAUAUUCUGUAUAUUCUGUAUAUAAUAAUGGCAUGCUGGGGUUUUCGUCACAGUGUGCAUGUUGUCUCUCCUAUGCUGCUCCUGUACAAACUACUAACCUUAUAGUUGAGCUUUUUGUACUGCUGUAAUGUUAAAGCCCUGGGCAUGUUCCCAGAGCUAUUUAAAUAAUGGCUAUUUUCUCAAUGUCAAAUAUACUGCGACGAAGGGUUAAAACUCCCUUCUUGUUUCCUUUUGUAACGGCGCUACAAGUCUCUUAGUUUAAAACGUAUUUGCAGUAGUACGAGCUCAUACAGCACCUUUAAGGGACUCAAAAACGCUAUUGCAGUUUAAUUGCAGCAUGCCAAUCAAAUUGUGCAUUCCCCGCCUCCUGGUAUUUAAACCCCGCCUCCUGUGCGGUCACUCUAUUUCGAAACGUCGAUGACGGAGAAGGAGGGCGAGCGGUGAUUGGUCCAUCGAAGAGCCCGCAGCCUCCCAUUGUUAAAGUUUCCGUUUGGCAGACUGACUGACUUGGCUUUGUCAAAAGAAGGGCCGCAAAGAAGGUAAACUUUGCGUCUGAUUUUCGAAGCUAUGGUUUGAAACGUACGUACAGACAGACGGACACAAGGAUACAGAGGGACUGUACCUACGAUGGAGGGCACAGUUCAGAAACAAGGGAAGAGCCGGGGAGAGGAUGGCGUCGCAAUGGCUAUUGACUUCCUGCUGGCGAAUGCCAGGCUGGUGCUUGGGGUAGGGGGAGCUGCUGUGCUGGGGAUCGCUACACUGGCAGUGAAACGACUGAUUGACAGAGCCGCCCGCCCCCCAGGUGAAGAUGAGAAACCAGAUCAGAAGAGCAUUAGCGAGACCUGGGAGGAGCUGAGCUUGACUGGUGCUUCCCCUAAACUGCUGAAGAGGGGGCUUGAAAACUCUGCGAAGAAAAGCUUACCAGCUGUAAUCAAAAUAGAAAAAGAGGACUGCAGUCCUUCCAGUACGGCUGAGGUGCCAAGGCUAGAGAUCCGCCGGGUUCCGCUGUGUGUCACUCUUCAGGAGAAGCUCCUGCACUAUUACCAGAGUCAUGUGACGCUCUCCGAGUCGGACGUGGCCCAGGCCAAGCAGAAAGCCCUGGACGUCUGCAUGGAGAUCCAAGCUUUCCUCCGCAGCAAGCAGCCCGAGAUGCCGCUGGGGGAGAUGUGUCUGGGCGGCUCGCUGUUUGACGGCCUUCAGGUUGUCUCCGCUGAUCACGCUUGUCUCCUGGUGCCUUUGCUGAUUGAGGAAAAGUUCUGGUACUUUGUUCCAGGGGAGGAGACCAUCCUCAAUACCCCGCAGUUCUGGAUGGUCAGACGGACAAACCUGGAGUACUUUGGUCGGGGGAGCAGCUACUGGGAUAAAUUCAUUGUGGGGGGCUACCUGUCUUCCAACGCGGUCAAUGAGUCUUUGCACAAACUAGUAAUGGGGUCCAUGAACUGGCCAGCCCUAGGCAGCAUGUUGGACUGCACCAUCAGGCAAGUGAUGGGGUCCCAGGAACUGAAGCUAGAAAUCCAACAGGAACAAAGCCAGCUUUUCAUUGAUAUCUUGCCAAUAAUAAGGUUUGAGGAGACGGUGCUGACAUCCCAGCCAGAGAGCAAAGGAAACUUUGAGAACCUGUGGUGCCGGAGCUUUUACACGGAUGAAGCCACCAAGCUCGGGGACCUGGAUGCAUCUGAUUCCGGUCUCCGACUAUGUUGCCUGAAAAUCCUCAAAGCGGUCUGCAAAGACCAGCCGUCCCUGAGAAGAGUGACCGGCGGGCAUCUGGUCAACGUCAUCCUGCAUCUCAGCGACACGGAGUCGGACUGGAGUGAAGCAGCCCUGGCUGACCGGUUCCUGCAAGUUAUCACGGAGGUGACUGGCUACCUGGAGCAGGGGUUCCUGCCCAGCUACUUCAACAGUGCUGUGAACCUGCUGUCUGAACUGUCUGCAGAAGAGAUUGAUGAGAUCGGGUAUACUUUGUAUUGCGCUUUUUCUAACCCGGAUAUGCUGCUUCAAAGAGGAGUAUAAAGUGAUGAUUCAAAAGCACCUAUUGACAAAGUUUUCAUGCCGGGGGCCCUGUUGAUUUAAUUCUACUUAGCGGCUCUGGCAUUGGCACUUUAGUUGCUGUGUGAGACCCUUUUUCAAGUGUGCGAUUCAGGAUACAGUGUAUUAUUUGGAGAUUCUUUUUUUUUUUUGGUGAGGGAGUUAUUUAGACAGUUGGAUGGUAUGUAUGUGUGUGCAACGCUUUUCUAAUGAACAUGGCGAGCUGCUUUAUAAAUCGAAACUAGCAAGUUAAUUCAAUGCUUUUUUUUUUUUUUUUUUUUAAAAAGUGAACUGUUCUGAUGCUCUAGUGUCUGUCAACUCAUUUUAAAUGGCUUGAAUGAAUUUUAUAAAGAUAGACCUGAAAAGCAAAAUCUGUCUGAUUUUGUAUUGGCUAUCUGUAUUGUAAUUGUACUUAAUGUACCUUUUGCAUUUGUUGGUUACAGGUCAGUGGCAAAACAAGUACAGGGUACCAUAGAUUUGCUCUCAAGUUGAACAAAAAGCUUUUUCAGUAUAACUGGUUUUCAUGCAUUGAGGAGUUGCUGUGCAUUGCACAGGCAGGUGGUCAUUUGGGGAUUCUGGCCAAAGAGAAUUGCAUGUAAAUAUGGUUCGUCAGUUAAUGAGAAAUCCUCCUGCAUGGAAACUACUUGGCUGUCAAUAGUUCUGUAGAAGGGCUGAACUGAGAAAUAGGCAUUGUUUAGUAUUAUAAAAUGUAUUUUUGUCUUAAUUUAAAUGUUAACUCAUACUAAGUGUUUCAUACUAAAAUAUAUUCUCGUAAUUUUUAUUUGAUUUUUGUUAAAUCUUUCACCACUUAGUGCACUUAUAACCUAAGUGUUUUCUAUGCAGCUGGUAGUUUGACACACUGCUGGAUUGGUUACUAAUAUGAGCUUGUCCUUGUUGGAGCAGAGUUCAAUAGUUUUAAAAUGAUGUAUUCAAUAAAGCUUUACUUGGUUUAAAAACUAA